Pollicipes pollicipes is the source of this 1375-nucleotide messenger RNA. Its product is annotated as steroid hormone receptor ERR1. The record is from RefSeq and is a predicted model, not a curated record. Lineage: Eukaryota; Metazoa; Arthropoda; Thecostraca; Pollicipedomorpha; Pollicipedidae. Gene Ontology annotation, molecular function: sequence-specific DNA binding; DNA-binding transcription factor activity; zinc ion binding. Gene Ontology annotation, biological process: regulation of DNA-templated transcription.
GUUCGCAUGGUGCAGGGGCACCAUCAGGCGCAGGUGAAGCGGGAAGAAGUGGAGACGCCGCACAGCAGCGGCAUGUACUCCCCCAGCACUACCAACCUGCCGCAGGUGGAGUUCUCUGACCGGGCCGAGUUCGAGGUGAUGGACGUGCCGGACGGCGGCGGCACCAGCUACCCGGCGGCCGGCGAGCUGUGCGACAGCCGGCCGCCGUCGUCGCCCAGCGGCCUCGACAAGGGCGCGCUGUACGAGUCGCCCUGCUCGCCCGACCGCCAGUUCUGCUCGUCCACCACGCUGAGCGAGGGCGUGCAGUUCGAGGUGCGCGGCGAGGACGACGCGCCCAAGCGGACUUGCCUGGUGUGCGGUGACGUGGCCAGCGGCUUCCACUACGGCGUCGCCAGCUGCGAGGCCUGCAAGGCCUUCUUCAAGCGCACCAUACAGGGUAACAUUGAGUACACGUGUCCGGCCAACAACGACUGCGAGAUCAACAAGCGCAGGCGGAAGGCCUGCCAGGCGUGCAGGUUCCAGAAGUGUCUCAAAGUCGGCAUGCUGAAGGAGGGGGUACGACUGGACCGCGUGCGCGGCGGCCGGCAAAAGUACAGGAGGAAUCCAGAGCCACCGUAUCAAAUGCACUCGGUGCAGGUGAAAAAGCCGUCGCUAGAAGACAACACGCUGCUGCGGCAUCUGAUGAAGUACGAGCAGCCGGUGCCGAGCGUGCCGCCCGACCGGUCGAUCCCCGACCUCGAGUACCGCACCGUCUCGGCGCUCGCCUACCUCUUCGACAAGGAGCUGGGCAACUUCAUCGGAUGGGCCAAACAGCUGCCCGGCUUCGGCAACCUGGAGCUCAACGACCAGAUGAACCUGCUGCAGAGCUCGUGGGUGGAGGUGCUGACGCUGUGCUUCGCCUACCGCUCGCUGGCCGAGGGCGCGUCGGCCGGCGACGCCAGCCCGCCGGCGCGGCCGCAGCUGACGUUCGCGCGCGACCUCACCCUCGAGGAGAAGGUGGCGCGCGACUGCGGCCUCGAGCAGGUGUUCCUGCAGUACCUGCGCGUGGUGGAGCGGCUGCGGCCGCUGGCCAUGACCGAGCAGGAGUACGUGCUGCUGCGCGCGCUGGUGCUGGUCAACUGCGACAUCCACGUGGUGAACGCGCCGCUGGUGCGCAGCAUGCGCGACACGCUGGUGCAGUCGCUGGCCGACUGCGUGGCCGCCAUCAGGCCGUCGGGCGGCGCAGCCAGCCACACCCAGCAGCUGCUGCUGUGCCUGCCGGUGCUGCGGCAGGUGGACCCGGCCGUCAAGCAGUUCUGGCUGAACACGCGUCGCGACGGCAAGAUCCACAUGGACAAACUGUUCAUCGAGAUGCUGCAGUCGCAGGCGCGAUAGU